AUGGCGAGUGGAUCCUGCAACGAACUCCUCUUGACUUACACGGAGGCAAGGAUCCCCCACCGGAAAGGUCUCCUGCAUAGGAACCACCAGAACAGGAGCGCUGCCACAGAAACGGAACCAGGAAACCAGCAUCACAAGGAAACACCUGAAACGACCAUCGUACCGCUUGGCAGAUCGACCUCCUCCACGACAAAAAUAAGGAAGCCAUCUCCAGCAGAUUGGUCCAGAUACAGCUACUCUUGUAUGCUGCAUAAUCCAGGAGGAACUAGAACAAGAAACCAGGAACUAAGCAUCACAAGGAAACACCUGAAACGACCACCGUACCGCUUAGCAGAUCAACCUCCUACACGACAAAAAUAA
Messenger RNA from Pelobates cultripes (western spadefoot toad), 360 nucleotides. The record is from the annotation of a GenBank genome assembly. Lineage: Eukaryota; Metazoa; Chordata; Amphibia; Anura; Pelobatidae.